UGAGUGCACCAAGGCUGGGACCCAAAACACCCCUACCCCGCCUCCAUCACAGAUUCAUUGUGACUCACGUGCACGCUGGACCCCUCCUCCUCGGGGAAACACGCGACACACCCCUACUCCACCGGACAUCACAACAUCCGCCACUCGCAACUGACUGUACCAAUGAAAGAGUUAAACGCAUCCCUGCUCAUAGCGCGCCGCUCGGCGGGGCUUAGUUAGGCGACCGGGGCGCUGCAGAGCUGGCGGACCACGCGCACAGCACCGGUUAAACACCAACACCAACUUCCAUCGCGGUGAUCGCCACCCAAACAAUGGCGGAACAAACGGAAAUAACAAGUGAUUCGGGAUCGCGCAGCGGCGGCGUUGCGUGGUGCUACUACUCCUAAACCGCCGAGGAGGCAGCGUUGGCAAGGCGGCGAGGCGGCGACGGGCUGUGGCUGCAGAACACAUGGAAGGGCAGCAGAUGUUUUACGAGAUGGAGAACCCUAGCGAGAACCCCAGCAAGGCCACGGAGUAUCUGCAGGAGCUGAACCGGAUCAUCGAGACCCAGCAAGAGCUGCUGGAGAAGCAGCGGGUGCGCAUUGAGGAGCUGGAGGUGCAGGUGACGGGUCUGUGCAAGGAGAACGCCUGCCUCACGGAGCAGCACCAGCGGCACCUGUCCACCUGCCGGCUCCUGCAGCAGGGGCCCAACAGCCACUCCACGCUGGGGGCCAUCAAGGAGCAUGUGUUACAGGAGAAAUGGCCAGAUGCUCGGGUUGCGGUGGAACACGGGAAGGGCAAGGACGCCUGGGGUGUGACCACAACGCUUUCGUUCUGA
Messenger RNA from Gadus chalcogrammus (walleye pollock), 817 nucleotides. RefSeq lists its product as uncharacterized. Lineage: Eukaryota; Metazoa; Chordata; Actinopteri; Gadiformes; Gadidae. The coding region runs from base 449 to 817 and encodes 122 amino acids. The transcript has 3 exons. The record is from RefSeq and is a predicted model, not a curated record.